Messenger RNA from Rosa chinensis, 660 nucleotides. RefSeq names its product purple acid phosphatase 18-like. The transcript is spliced from 5 exons. Gene Ontology annotation, molecular function: acid phosphatase activity. Lineage: Eukaryota; Viridiplantae; Streptophyta; Magnoliopsida; Rosales; Rosaceae. Bases 1 to 660 code for a protein of 219 amino acids. The record is from RefSeq and is a predicted model, not a curated record.
AUGCCUAUUGCAGUCUGGACUAAUACACCACACUAUUUGCAGCCUCGGUGGGAUACCUUUGGUGAGCGGGUUCAGACACUCGCAAGUGCAAGGCCAUGGAUGGUAACCCAGGGAAACCAUGAGAAGGAGAGCAUACCAUUCUUGAAGGAGGGGUUUGAAUCUUAUAAUUCUAGGUGGAAAAUGCCGUAUAAAGAGAGUGGAUCGAGCUCGAAUCUUUAUUACUCCUUUGAAGUUGCAAGUGCUCAUAUUAUCAUGCUUGGCUCGUAUACUGAUUAUGAUGAAUAUUCAUAUCAAUACAAGUGGUUGAAGGAUGAUCUGUCAAAGGUAGACCGACAAAAGACACCUUUGUUGCUUGUGCUAUUUCAUGUUCCCUGGUAUAAUAGUAACAUAGCUCAUCAAGGUGAAGGGGACAUCAUGAUGGUAGCAAUGGAGCCAUUGCUUUAUGAUGAUCUUCAAAUGCGCCUAUUUAGGUCAAAUCCGAUUGUGCCAGCAAUAACUGAGCUUCUGGUUGCUCAGUUUAUGUGGAUGGAUUAUGAUAACCCCUCAAAGACUAUAUAUCUGUACAUAAAUUCAUUUGGAACACAGUGCAUAAAUGAAAGUGAUCCUAUGAGAAAGUAUAUUGAAUUUGAGUUUCUAUAUGUUCAAACAUUAGGACCAUAG